AUGUCCAAACAAAGGGCUACACGUACUGUCGCCAGCAGGUCCGCGGCACCUAUAGGCAUCAGUGGUAAGACGCAGGAGACGCAGAAAGGUAUAAUCUUCUUCGCAUAUUCGCACGUCCAAAAGCUGAUGAAUUCAGGUGGAUUCCCUACUGGGCUGGACGUGGACAACCUGCGUCUCCCUCCUUCCACUCGUAGCAAGCCCACCAGUCUCAAAGAGGGUCCUAAGAAGGAAACAGUCGUUCGUUUACUGAAGCAGGAGGAAGACGAGCAGCAACUUAAUUUAUGUGUCGGAGAUAGGGUACGUCAGCUUGUCUCGAUCGAACUCAUUGUUGACACCAUCCUUAAAUUCCAGGUCCAGUUUACGGGAAAAAUCAGUGAUGUCUUGGUAUAUACAUUUAAUCCAUUUCUUACACUUGUCUUAUUUUUGAUCAAGCUUAUGUACGCCCGCUGGUUCACGGAACAGCUAUCCAAUGAUGGAUUUGAGGACUAUCACAAGAACGGAAAAGAAAAAUUGGAUGCUAUGAAUCAAAGAGCUCUGACGAGGCCUAACACGCGGAGCAUGACUCGAGUCACAAAUGCCCUCUCCAUCAGUGGACAUCCAAGUCUGAAGGAGAUACUCGACACCUUUAUCCAGCAAGCACGUGAUCCACAUCGCCCAUCUCCUGAGCGACUUCCAUCUUCAAAUCGCGAAAUCGUCAAUCAACGCAUUCUUUCGACUUGUCAGUUGCUUGAGGGAGACCCUGAUUCCGCUAUGAAACUGUACGGCAAUAUUUGUGCAGCAGGUUCGAAGGAUCCCACUAAAGAAUGGCUCCUAUGCUUUGGUAUCCCUUGUUCGGUCGUCCACAAGAAAUCGACACCUCGCAACAGUGACCAUUCGUUAUUUGAAAAUGCGGAAGAACUUUCGGAGGAUGACGGGGAACAGCGUAGGCGUUCAAGUUCAAGUUCCAUGACGCUGAUUCAUAUGAAAAAAUGUGGCUGGGAUUUCUAUGACAAGCUGCCCGAAGUAGACAGCAAGCGAACCCCUACAGCAACUGCCAAUAAGAAGGCCCAAAGGCCAUUGCAAGAUGUCACUGUUCGUUCUCGUGAGCCAAGAGGGCCUCGAGAAAGUGGGAGGGAUGGAAGAUCACUGGGAAUACAUUUCAACCUGAUCAUCGAGAUCCGUACGCAAUUAAAGCAACUAUCGUUAUCGACCUUGAAUCUUCCUGAGCGCUGGAAGUUUAUUGGGCAAAUGAACGAAAGGCUUCCCCAACUCGUUCUUCCCGAUGAAUACAAGAGGGCGUUGGGUAAGGCAGAUAGGAGGGUAUCUGGUUCAAAGAUCCACGAGAUAAGCAAAAGUCAAGUCACUUCUCCAGUCUCGAGCAUCAAGAAGCCCCUAUCGGUACAACGCGAUCACUUGUCCCAGUCCUCUCCAUCAGAAGAACCCGUUCAACAAUCGGAUUUGGAGAAGUACCUUUACCAAUCUCUUCGUGAAAGGUUCCCUCUCACCGGCCAGCGUCUCAGAGACGACUUCCAAGCCAAAGAGGUGGAGAAAGUUAUCGAGGAUUGGAAUGCAAUGCCGAGGCAUCUCAAUCUUACGAUCGAUCUCUAUCGAGCUCUCGCGCAGUUAGGGGCUCUCGAGAAAGUCGUCUGGUUGUCCGACCGAGAGAUGGUCCAACAGGACAGCAUGUGUCGAUCCGGCAAUCCAACAAUAAAUGAACGAAUCUAUGGUGGUACCAUACUCGAGCAAGAUAUUGUUAGAAACUUUCUGGUGUACCGCAGCCCGCGAAAUGCCCUCAGCGAAGGCGAGGUAGAGAGUGGUUGUGGAGCAAUACUUCAAAAGAUCAUGGCGGGAAAUGGU
This is a messenger RNA of Acaulospora colombiana, 1836 nucleotides long. NCBI's taxonomy places the organism in Eukaryota, Fungi, Glomeromycota, Glomeromycetes, Diversisporales, Acaulosporaceae. The record is from the annotation of a GenBank genome assembly.